UAGUGUGGGGGGUGGACACGCAGGGUGGGGUGUACAUGCGGCAGGGCCCCCUCACCCCCUGCCACGCCAAGGCCCUGCCCCCUGCCUGGAUACAAGUGGAGCCCUCUGUUGGGGGAGAGGUGGAGUUUACUAAGGUGUUUGUGGGGGCGCGGCUUCACCUGGUGUGGGCGCUGGACUCAUCAAGGCGUGUGUACGUACGUCAGGCCAUCUACCCGGAGCUGUCUGUGGGCCUGUCCUGGGUGUGUGUGCCUGGCCUGCUGGCUACCCAUCUGUCUAUUAGCGAGGACCAAGUGUGGGCACUCACCCCCACUGGCGAGGUAUUCCAGCGCACGGGGGUGUCUGCGAACAACUUCAUCGGUGACGCGUGGGAGAGAGUUCCAGGGAGGCUGGCAGCGCUGUCUGUCACCACCGACAACACCUUGUGGGGCCUCAACACCAGUGGGCACCUUUGUCACCACUCAGUAAAGGACAUCACCACCACCACCACCACCACCACAGAGGACACCCACACACCUCGCACCCACUCCCUCUCUCUCUCUGAGCAGGAUGACUGGGAAGUGGUGUGAGGAGGAGGAGGAGGAGGAGAUGAUGAAUGAAUAGAAGGAGGAAGAGGAGGGAAUAAUAAGAUGCAGAAGAAUACAAAGAAAGAAGAAGAAGAAGAGGAGGAGGAGGAGAAUAGAUAUUAGAUGAAAAAGGUGGAGGAGGAGGAAGAAGAGAAGAAAGAGGAAGAAGACAAAAGUGAGAGAACUAGAUAAAAAAGGAGGAGGAGGAGGAGGAGGAGAAAGGAGAGUGAACAAGCUGUAGAAGAAAGAGAAGGGGAAGAAAGAGGAAGAAGAGAAAAAGUGAAUCAAUGCAAAUCUUUGAUAAAUAAAAAAAUAAAAAUAAUAAAUAAAUAAAUAAUAAUAAUAAUAAUAAUAAUAAUAAUAAUAAUAAUAAUAAUAAUAAUAACUAACAAUUUGAAGCUCAAGAAUUUAAGAAAAGAAAAGAGGAAGAAGAAACAAGAAAACACAGAAAAGGAGAAAGAAGCAGAAAAAAAAGGAAGAGGAAGAGGGGAAGAAGGGGUAAUGAAGAAGAGGAAGAAGAGGAGAAUAAUUUAUUGCAGCUAAAAAUAAAAUAACAGGAGGAAAGGAAAGGGAAGAAAAGAGGAGGAGGAAGAAGAAGAAAGGAAGAGAAGAAGAGAAAGAAAAGAAAUGAGAAAAUAAAAUAAGGAAAGGAAAACAAAGGAAAAAAUAAUGCAAAGAAAUAAAAAAAAUAUAUAUUACCAAAAAAUGUGUGUGUGUGUGUGUGUGUGUGUGUGUGUGUGUGUGUGUGUGUGAGGGAAGAAUGUCUUGUUAUCACCUGUUUGUUUGUUUGUUUGUUUGUUGAACUGAUAUAUAUAGUUUGUGGCAAGAGAUUUAUUAAUGCAAAGAAUUUAAUAAACAAAAUUAUAAAAACA
Scylla paramamosain (green mud crab) is the source of this 1435-nucleotide messenger RNA. RefSeq names its product tectonin beta-propeller repeat-containing protein 2-like. Bases 36 to 566 code for a protein of 176 amino acids. NCBI's taxonomy places the organism in Eukaryota, Metazoa, Arthropoda, Malacostraca, Decapoda, Portunidae. The record is from RefSeq and is a predicted model, not a curated record. The transcript is spliced from 4 exons.